Molecule: messenger RNA, 294 nt
Organism: Sparassis crispa
Lineage: Eukaryota; Fungi; Basidiomycota; Agaricomycetes; Polyporales; Sparassidaceae
Exons: 1
Coding region: 1-294 (97 amino acids)
Source: RefSeq, a predicted model, not a curated record
AUGGAUAUAUCGACACCCCGCCUCGGCCUAAUCGCGCGCCGACCCCGGGAGCGGGGCGCGGUGAACGCUAAGAGAACGGUGCUCUCCACAGCGUACCAGGCGGUUGGCUGGGGCACGGCGAGCAGACAGUUGCGCGUAGUGCGCUCUAGAGAUCGCGCGGGGCGCACGGUGCGGCAGCGCGCGCGCAUACGGGCGUGGCGUGAAGGAUGUGCCGGUAGCUGGGGAGGCGAGCGCGCAGAGGCGCAGAUAUGCUGGGGGAGGGGGGGGGGCGGGGACGGCAGCGGGAUGAGAUAA